This is a messenger RNA of Tyto alba (common barn owl), 7534 nucleotides long. It is a transcript of the gene TRAM1, whose product is annotated as translocation associated membrane protein 1. Gene Ontology annotation, cellular component: endoplasmic reticulum membrane. Gene Ontology annotation, biological process: protein insertion into ER membrane; SRP-dependent cotranslational protein targeting to membrane, translocation. The transcript has 11 exons. Lineage: Eukaryota; Metazoa; Chordata; Aves; Strigiformes; Tytonidae. The record is from RefSeq and is a predicted model, not a curated record. Bases 159 to 1283 code for a protein of 374 amino acids.
GGCCGGGCCGGGCCGGGGCGGGGCGGGGUGAGGCGAAGCGAAGCGGCUGCCAUUCCUCGGCUGCGCGGCCGCCUCCUCCCCCUCCGCCUCUUCCUGGCCGCGGCGAGAGGAGCUGUGCUGGCAGCGGGGAGGCGGCGGCGCGCAGCUCCCUGCCCGCCAUGGCGAUCCGCAAGAAGAGCAACAAGAACCCGCCGGUGCUGAGCCACGAGUUCAUCGUGCAGAACCAUGCGGACAUCGUGUCCUGCAUGGCCAUGAUCUUCCUGCUGGGGCUCAUGUUCGAGUUUACAGCAAAAGCAGCUGUCAUUUUUGUUACACUUCAGUAUAAUGUUACCAUUCCUGCCACUGACGUACAAUCUGCAGAAACAAUCUCUCUCUAUCACUAUGGCAUCAAAGACUUGGCUACGAUUUUCUUUUACAUGCUUGUAGCAAUAAUCAUACAUGCUAUAAUUCAGGAGUACGUACUGGAUAAAAUUAACAGGAAAAUGCACUUUUCAAAAACAAAGCAUAGCAAGUUCAAUGAGUCUGGGCAACUUAGUGCAUUCUACCUUUUCUCCUGUGUUUGGGGAACAAGUAUUCUUGUCUCUGAGAACUAUAUAUCAGAUCCAACCUCUCUGUGGAGGGACUAUCCGCACACUCUGAUUCCGUUUCAAAUGAAGUUUUUCUACAUCUUACAGUUGGCAUACUGGUUUCAUGCUUUUCCAGAAUUGUACUUCCAGAAAACUAAAAAAGAAGAUAUCUUUCGCCAGAUUGUCUACAUUGGACUUUAUCUCUUUCAUAUUGCUGGAGCCUAUCUCCUGAAACUGACCCAUCUUGGACUUGUACUUCUAGUAUUGCAUUACUUCGUUGAAUUUCUUUUCCACAUAUCCCGUCUCUUCUACUUCAGUGAUGAAAGAUACCAGAAAGGAUUUUCACUGUGGGCAGUUCUUUUUGUUUUGGGAAGGCUUCUCACCUUGAUUCUCUCGGUCCUCACUUUUGGCUUUGGACUGGCAAGAGCAGAAGAUCAGCAGCUGAAUUUCAGUACUGGAAACUUUAAUAUCCUGGCUGUUAGAAUUAGUGUGCUGGCCUCCAUCUGCAUGACUCAAGCAUUUAUGAUGUGGAAGUUCAUUAAUUUCCAGCUUCGGAGGUGGAGAGAGCAUUCUUCUUCUCAGCCUCAGACAGUGAAAAAGAAGUUUGUAACAGCUAAAGGAAAGAACUCCAGAAAAGAAAGAGAAAAUGGAAUAAAUGGAACAGUGACCUCAAAUGGAGCAGACUCGCCUCGUAGCAGGAAGGAUAAAUCCUCGUAAAACUGGGUUUUAUUAAGUUAAUUGACUAAUGUCCCCAAAGAAUCUGCUUUUUACAUGGAUGGCCCUUCAGCACUAGAGAUGUUAUGGAUUAAAGAAAAUACAAUUCAUGUUUUUUGAUUAUUGCUGUUGUUUUGAGAAACUUUUUUUAAAAGCCAUUUUGACUAUGGAAAAAGGUUUAUCUGUCUUCAAAUACUUGGCGGGGGGGGGAAUACAACACUUUUUAAAUAACAUUGACACUUUUUUAAACAUUUAUUGUGAUGAAAUCACUUAAUGAGGAUCACUGUUGCAAUGUAUUACUUCCUUCCAGUUUUUGUAAUCUUGGUGAUAUAUACUGUUCUACCAGCUUCGCUUUUUUCAAGUUCUUGAAGAAGUAUUGCAAAAUUGAAGUAAAAACUUAGUAUGCAUUUUCAGAUACUCUGGCUUUUCAGUUAAUUGCCUUGAUUCAAAUUUACAGUUCAAAUUGGGACUCCAAAACCACACAAAUAAACCUUUUAUUUUGUAGUUAUUAGCUACACAGUGUCUGCUCUAAGAAUUGCCCCGUAUCAUUAAAACAGAACUGAACUAAUUGGAAAUGUUGCAGAGUCUUAUUGUUUAUUGGUUAGAAAUCUCUUAACAAGGAACAAAAAACCUCUUUGAGCUAUAGCUUUAGCACUUGAAAAUUAGAAGGGAGCGUGUAUGGUCAUAGAAAGAGUUGAUUUGAGUAGCACUGUUAACUCCUGUCUGUGCUUUUAAAGUGUAUGUAUCUUGGAGAAUUAGUGUGCGUUGGACCUUCUUUGAAAACUUGUCUGUCUGAUUUUAGAGGGUGGAGGUUCUUACAGCGUGUUGUUGUGAUUGUUUUAGGAGACAUUUAAUGUUCCACGAAGAGGGAAUGUGUUAGAUAAAUGGAUCAAGUUAUGAGAAACAUUCCUUUAUUAUAACUGCUUUGCUUUGUUUCACUUCUGCUAGGAAAUAGUUUGAUUUCUCCUAUAUAUUUUUAUGAAAAAAAAUAUUUUAAAGUUACGACUUUGUAAAAUUGAUUUAUUGUGCCCUUUGCUACAACUGGAAAAAUCUUAAUUUAAUAUUUUCUUCAUUAUCUGUAUUUCACAAUGGUAUUAAAUGUGAAGCUUUGUCCAGUCAGUUUUCCAGUUUAAUGUGCAGUUGAUGUUUCCUCUGUACCCUUUUGUAAUGGGUAUAAUUCAACCCAUUUUACUUGAGAGAAUGAGUUAAAGAUUUAAUUCAGUCUUAAGAAGUUGCUACAUUAGUCUUUCAAGUUAACCCAAGUAUUAGACUGCUUAUUGAUUGAGAGGAGUAAUUAUGAGCAAUCAAGCUGAUAAUAACAGUUUUUAAUUAAAACUUUUUUAUUUAUAGUUGAGCUUAUACCCAACAAAAUAAUAAAUCUGCAUUCUAUAUCUUCUGCAGUUUGGAUGCUUACUAUACAGAAUAAACAUUUCUAGUACAAAAUCUUGACUACAAGUAACUAUCCAUUCUUCAGUCAUUUAGUGCUAUUUAGAGUUAUUGCGGUAUAAUUUAUUAUAUGUUUCAGCUAAUUUCAGUCACGGUUCCCAAGUACUUGCUUCACAGCUCUUGAAGUGGACUUGACAGACUUAUACUUGCUUAAUUGGAGUACUCCAGGGCAGCAUGCCCUGUAAUACACCCGGUCUGCUUCAGUGGAAGUAGCAAUACCCUAUGUUGAUUUGAAGAAAUAAAACCCAAGUGGUGAAUCUGUCUGAUCUGACCAUGAAACUGGAAAUUUGGAACUCAGAAAUUCUGAGGGAAUUGCAUACAUUAAAUACUCACUGCACAAAGUCAUGUUUCAUGUCUGUUGUUUCUAAAAAGACCUUCAUAGAUUCUGUGUGCCUUGCUCUCAAGUUGUACCUUAAGCCACAAGGGGCUAAUUUUUAAAUUUUCUGGUCUGGUACUUGGACUCUAAAUCAGUUUUCUUGUGAUACCUUGCUGUCCAGGGGCUGACGAAAUCAUAAAGGGUGGAGGAACAAAUUGUGGAGGGAGCGUUUAAGGUACUUCUUGAGAUCUUUAAGACUUAUUUAGACUCUGAGGGUUGUAGUAGUUGUUUCCCUAAGGCAAACUGUUUCUUGUAAGCCUCAUUCUUCGGCACAGUAAUCUUGAAAUGUAAACUUCAGGUUCACUUCUAAAAACUUCAAGGGAGUAUAUACUUGCCUGAUAAUUCUGAUGUUGUUUUUUGUCUCCUUUUGGCCUUAUGGACAUUUUUGGCCUUUGAAAUUUGAAAAAAGUACUUUUGCUUCCACAAAUGGCUUAAUCUUUCUUAUCCUUGCCUUAUAGGAGUCAUUGCUUUCUGCAAAGUAAUAGAGAAUAAUUUCAGUUGUUCUAGAAUUUUGAUAGAGUAUUGAAAGCCAGUUUCUUUUGUCAUAAUUAAAAAUACACAUUUAUCAUUUUGGAUGAGGCAGAAGCAGUAAUUUUUAAUUCUCUACCUUGAGGUGGAAACCCCUGUGGAGUUAGAAGACUUUGAGACUUCUGUUUCCAGUUUGAUAUUACUCGUCUUGGCAUAAGAUUUUUGUUUGCCUGGAUAACUUCUGAAUUGCUUAAAACUGAUUUUUCAAAUGUUAUUGCAUUUUGGCUCUUUGUAAUCUGGGAUUCAGUAAACUGGAAGAAGAUUAGUUGUCUAAUUGUGUUUUCUUAAUUAUGGAAUCAGGAAAAUUAGAAAUGGAAAUGACUGAAGAGCUCAUUAUUUUAUUCCUAUGCCUAAUAAAAUAAUUUUUGCUUAGGCUAUAGUAAUUUAUCCUGAUCAAUUACACACAGAGGUCCCACAAAGAGAAGGCUUUGUCCAUGUAGAUGGAUUUGAAUUGAGUAAUUCAUACUGGAUGGGGUUUGUUGGGUUUGGUUUUUUCCUUAAACCCCCCUCCUCCCUGCCUCAUCUUGUCAGAACUUUUCAAGACUUACAACAGAUGAUUUCAAGCCUUUUCUUACCCCCAUCCCCCCUCCCAAAUGUAUGUUUGGUUUAUGUGCCGGAAUCUACUAUCAAAGCCUGUAUUUUACUAAGGAAUUAUAUGUAACUUUAAAGUACAAACAAGGAAUACAGAGCAGCUGAAAAUAAUUCUCUGAGUUUUUGCUUUUAUCUGGACACUUUCUCCUCUUGACUAGUUGCAAAGAUUGAUUUCUCAUUUGUGAAUUAUUCAUGAACGUGGCUUUUUGGAAAUCCUGCUUUUUGGGUGAUCCCUUGCCCAAAUUUAGGAUCAAUCAAGGGAUUUGCAGUGCAGAGAACAUGCAUAGGCUGUUUCUGCUGAUGUGAGAAUACGCUGAAAGUAAAUUAAGUACGUUGGAAAAAUGCAUUUUGAAAUUAGUAGUUAUUUGUAAGCAUUUGACAAUUUUCCUAAGGUUGUUUUAUUUUUGUUUUUUGUUUUUGUUUUGUUUUGUUUUUUUAAUUAUAGUUGUGUUUAUGGAGUAUUAUUACCCAGAAUUUUGUCAUAAGCAGAGUGGUGCUUUGGUACAAGUAAUUGGACUUCUGUAAAAAGGGUAAACACACAUCUGCAGUCCCUUUGCUCCUUGCAGAUUUCUGACUAACUUCACAUGAGGUGAUUUUGUUGGGGGCAAAACUUGGUAUUAAAGGGAAGAGAGUGCUUUCAUGGUCAUGCUAAGCUAAAACUAAUGUAGGUUGCUGACAAAAUUGGGGUUCUACCCCUUGUCUAGCACAAGCAUUUCUGGUUGAAUGGUGAAGUAGAUGAGGGGCUGGUAUGACUGAAAACUGGUUUGUUUGCUCAGUUGCUUUUCCAAUGGAUUAGUUGCCUGAUAGUAAUCCCGGAGGUACUUGAGUAUUUAUAUAAAAGAAAGAAGAAAAGAUGCAGGGAAAAGGUGAAUCAAGCUUUAGGGCAGCUACCCCUUUCUACUGCAUGUUUGGUUGAAAAUUACACUAGAUUACAGUUUGAGUUGAGAGAUCUCUUUGAAGGACUCCCAGUCAUCAAUACCCUAAGGGAGCUGGUGUCUCUGGUAGCUUCUGCGUGCCAAACUUACUAAGUGUUAAUGGAUUUUUGUUAGAUAUUGUGGGGGAAGGAAGAAAUACUCGAUGUGCUUUACUGUACUGAGAUACCUUUUAUCUAUCAUAGUUUUGGGAUUUCCAAGCAGUACAAGAUGAUACUGGUGCUGUAGAAAUAGGAAUUCUGAAAAUACAGUUUUUCUUGGAUCAAAAAAACAAGAUUAUUUUCUUUAACAGCCAGGAAACUACAGCUUUUUUGGUGGGUUUGGUUUGGGUUUGGUUUUUGUCUUUUUGUUUUUUUUUUUUUUUUUUGACACAUGAACCCUGUGUGUCUCGAAGUAGGUCUUCCAGAGAGCUUUGCAAGAAUUGCACUGUAUGCCUGUCUGGGUACGUGGAGGGGAGGGUUGUUUGGUUUCUCUUACUUCUGUUUUCCUGUUUUCCAGAAAUUUACCAGCUGAUUCCUAGGUCAUACUUGGGUUUGGUUCCAUUUGUGAGUCAGCCCUUUAGGCCUGUGUUGUAGAAGAUGGACACGAGCAGCUAUAAUAGGCUCUCUACGCAGUGUUGGUCGUUGCUGUCCUAAUCGUUCUUUGUGGAAGAUGUCAGCAUUUUGAAGAGACUUGCACAUGAAGUAGAGUCAGCCAUGGUACUUGUAUUGUUCGCAGGCCAGUGAGAGCCUGUGUGCAGAGAUACUGUGUUCCAGGGGGCUGUGGUUUAAUUCCUGUAGUAAUAGUCGCCUUGUUAUGCAAAUACUUGGGUUAUUUCUUGCACAGGGUAUAAGAAUGCCCUACAAAAUUAAGGCUUGGGGAAAGUUUAAGAGAUCCUUUAAAAAGAAUAAGGACUGACGUCAGUUAUCAUCUGUUCAUCGUAUUUGAAUUUCUCACAUUUUCAGUUGUGGAUUAUCUUUAGAGAACUGGACUAGCCCGCGCUUGGGGGUUUUUUUCUGCUGUAGGUGGUUGUGGUGGAUAUCUGGUGGAUAACCCCUCUUCUCAUUGCUCCCUGAACUACUCGGUUUAGGAUCUGAUAAGCCUAGUUCUGUACACAUUAAGGAGUUUGGCGUGCUCUCUGGAACUAAAAUAGAAGCAGUGCAGGAGUGUUUCUGGAGCAGACGUGCAAGAAAUAAGCACAUCAAUAUGUCGGGUGUCAUCAGAACCCACUUAAUGGGAACUGAAACUUUUCAGGAUACAAUUUGUAUUGCAGUGUGGUGUUUGGAUAUAGCUCACAUCCAGGUAGCAGGUGCCUUUGUGGGUGAAAUGGAACUGCUGUCGGCAUCUACAACUGCCAGUGCCCCUUCCAUGAAGGAUGGGUGAGGGGUGCUGCGCUGCAGCUGCAGUGGGCUUCCUUCUGCCUUUUAGAGAAUUUCUUUUGAUGUUGACAAGACAAAAGGCAACAACUUAUUCCAGGUUUAAAAAAAAAGUAAAACAUGCUACCCAGUAUUGGAUUAAAAACAAUUGCUCUUGAUCUCUUUCUACGUGUCCUGUCACUUUUAGUUUAGGUUUCUGCAAGUACUUUACUUUUAUCCAGCUCAAGGAUGACAAAUCUGUGAUGUGAGUGCCAGAAAUGACAACUCCUUUUUCUUCUUUUUGUGUUUGAAACUUUUUGCAGAAUCAGAGCAGCUACAGUGUAGCUUUAUACUUUGAUAGCUUUUCAGUAUUCUUUUUCGUUAUUUAUUGUGGUUAACAUUAAAGGUCAGGCAUUGUCAUGCAGCACAACACAGUUGUCACUUCUUUAUUCCAAACACAAGAGUGGAAGGCAAUUUGAUAUACUGAAAUACAGAGUCUUGACUGGUUUAGCAGAAAUUGGAAUUCCUGGAUGGUUUUGGUUUUCAUAUUGCAGUUCACUAUUAUUGCCUUUCUCAUUUAGGAAACUGGGCACUUAAGAUCUUUGAAUCUCUAGGCUGCAGUUUUGCUGUAUAUCACUUGAAAAAUUAUGGUCUAGAACUUGAGCUUUGUGUCUCCUUAUAUCGGUUAUAAAUGUUGAAGAAUGUGUCUUGCAUUGUUAUUAACAGACAAAAACUCAGCCCGUGGUGAUGAGAAUAUUGUAACGGGGCAGGAAUUUCAACUCGAACUCCAGGCUAGAAGCCAAGCCAAAAAACUAUCUUGUGUUCUGACGCAGGUGAUUCCUCCUCUGUUUCCUGAUUAAUCAUUAUCUUUGUUUUGUUUAUUUAGAUUGUAAGUUCUUUGUGGCAAGGGUUGUCUUUUAUGUGUGUGUGCGUGUGUGUGUGUACCCAGGACAAUAAGGCCUGGAACCCCAGUCUGUGGAAGCUGUAAUAAGCAAUCACCUUGUUACUGUUUUACUGGAUAUCAUAAUAAAGAGUAUCGAAUUAAAA